This is a messenger RNA of Seriola aureovittata, 3563 nucleotides long. It is a transcript of the gene csrnp2, whose product is annotated as cysteine-serine-rich nuclear protein 2. Gene Ontology annotation, biological process: regulation of transcription by RNA polymerase II. Bases 969 to 2693 code for a protein of 574 amino acids. NCBI's taxonomy places the organism in Eukaryota, Metazoa, Chordata, Actinopteri, Carangiformes, Carangidae. The record is from RefSeq and is a predicted model, not a curated record. The transcript is spliced from 5 exons. Gene Ontology annotation, molecular function: sequence-specific DNA binding; DNA-binding transcription factor activity, RNA polymerase II-specific. Gene Ontology annotation, cellular component: nucleus.
AGUCUUUCUACGAACAUAGACAGUCAUUUUGUUGCUAUGGAAACUAGGUUUUGACAAGCCAAUAAUAAUCAUGAACAUGUUAAGAUGCAGGUUCAUGUUAAAUACCAUCAGUGUCAUGAUACAUGUCAAAUUUGGCACAUCUGUUUCUGCUCAAUAUGAACAAAGAAGCGAAAAAAGAAGGGAAAAAAAAAUUCACUCCAUUUCCCAUCAUGCUCCGGCGCAGGCAUUCUUGUGAUGUCACAAUAAGUAUAUAUACGGCUACAGGGAAGAAUUUCUUUCUCCAUUGUUACAUUGUAACAAACGGGGCCGGGGCGAAACGGGGGAGAAAGGCGUCUUCUCUUUAAGAGAAUUUGCAACGUUUUGACGAACCGGCCCAAUAUUCGCGUUAAAUACGAGAAGACAGCGAAGUAAGCCCGACCGACUGAACCCGCCCCGGUGAGAAAAAGGAUAAACGAACACAGAUGUCAGCGGAUUUCUCCAUUGCAAGCAUUUCAAGCCUCACAUCAGGAAGAUAAGACAUUCGGCUGUCUACAUUAUUCAUGUUGCUCCGAAAAUGUUGGGAAAUAAAUCGCAGCUAAUCAUAUGACGUCCCUCUUCCUGCCGUCUGUCCUUUAAAUAGAUAGGCAUGCAACAUUUAAAUAAAACCAGCAGGUCUGAUAGGCAGCUCCUGUUUUCUGCGUGAUCUUUCACUGUGCAGAACAAUGAGCAUGGAGCCUAAGUAGCCUAAUAUAGUCAGAUAUAAGUGUCUCAAAUUGACAAUCACGCAGGCUCUUAGCCAGAUCACUUUGGGUUAGCAUUGCUCCACGGUUGCAGUCUGGAUACUCGGUUCAGGGAAAUCGGUUUUUGGCACAAAAAAAGCAUCUCGCAGGGCGUUGAAAGAUUGAUGUGCAGCUCGUACUGGAAAGAGAAACGACCUACGAGUUGGUUGGAAUAAGGGUCCCUGUUUCUGCCCCAGACACCGAGUUUCCAUGGAGGCAGGUUCGUCCCUCAGCCUCAAACGAAGAUAUGAAGAGGUGGACAACAGCUCUCCAUUCUCUACACCUAAGGACUCUGACGAUGACAUCUCCAGCAGUGACAGCGCGGACAGCUGUGACAGCCUCAACCCCCCCUCCAGCACUGCAUUUACCCCCACCUCCAUCCUCAGACAGCACAAGCCGUCGCCGGGGGGGAAGCGGGUACGUUUUGAUGUGGUGACGGUGUAUUACUUCCCCCGGCGGCAGGGCUUCACCAGCGUGCCCAGCCAAGGGGGCAGCUCCCUGGGCAUGGCCCGCCACCACUCCUCCAUCAGACACUACACGCUGGGCGAGUUUGCACGCGAACAGGAAACCAGCCACCGGCACACUUUACGCCAGCACCUGCGCCAAGAGAAGCUCAACGCCCGCAAGAUGAAGCUGACAAGGAACGGCACAGUGGAGUGCGCUCAGGCCGACCUGCUGACUCUGGAGGACGUCUCAGAUGAGGACCUCGAUGUGGACGGGGUGGAGGUGGACGACUGUUUCUUCCUUCAGCCGCUGCCUACAAAGCGGCGCCGAGCCCUCCUGCGAGCCUCUGGCAUCGCCCGCAUAGAUGCGCGGGAGAAAGCUGAGCUCAGGGCUAUCCGCCUCUCGCGGGAGGAGUGUGGCUGUGACUGCCGUUUGUACUGUGACCCCCGACACUGCGGAUGCAGCCAGGCUGGCAUUAAGUGCCAGGUGGAUCGAAUGUCUUUCCCUUGUGGCUGCUCCAGAGACGGCUGCGGCAACGUAGCGGGUCGUAUCGAGUUCAACCCUCUACGUGUGAGAACUCACUACCUGCACACCAUCAUGAAGCUGGACCUGGAGAAGAGGAGGAUGCUCAUCCAGGGGGCCGGGGACCAAUAUGCUGAAUCUGACCCGGUGUCCUCCCCCACUUCUACUUGCCCUACUUCUCCAGACCUGUCCUCUGUCACUGGCCUGGACUCUGAGCUAGAGGAGAGCGAGGUGCAGGCAGUCGUGGAGGUUCAGGAUCUCCUGGCAGAGCAGGACAUACUGGAGCGAGAGAACGAGACAGCUGUGUUGCAUCUGCAGAGCGCAGAGGAGCAGGAGAGGAGGGAGAGGGAAGAAGCUGAAGGGGAGGCGGUGCAGCAGGAGCUGGGCACUGGAGAUCUCACAGAGCAGCCUCUCUGUCUUCUCCCGGGCGCUUUGGGAGGGGAGCUGCCCGAGCAGGCAGAGGUGCCGGGUGUGGAGCAGGUCCUGCUGCAGGGGCCAUUCCCCACCGGGGCCACGGUGUUGUGCAUCACUGACAACCAGGAGGAGAGCCCCUCUGACCUCCUUAGAGACUCCACUUCUCUGCUCUACUAUCAGCUUAGUCCCAUAGAGCCUGAAGCCUUUGAGACCCUGCCCAGAGCGGAGGAGGCUGAGCAGGAGGAGCGCUCGGUGAGAGAACAAGAUGCAGGAGGAGGUGAGUGUGUGGAAGGGAAACAAGGAGGAGGAGGAGGAGGGGGAAGAGGAGGAGGAAGAGGAGGAGGAGGAGAGGAGUCGAAGGAUGAAAAGCCUGAAAAGAUCACCUGCAGGCAGAGUUUGGGCAAGUCUUUGACCAAUGUGAUUCUGUGCUCAGAGGAAUGUGUGGCAGUAGUGGAGGAGAAGCCCUCGAGCUGUCAGCAGAGCCUCCCUGAAGAGCGGUGCCAAGGGGAGUCCUGCUCGGAGGAAGAAGCGAAUCCACUGCCUCCUGAAGUUUAAUUCUAGCUUCUCUGCAGAUAUUUUGCACAAUAGCUUCAUCUAAGAUGAAUAAAUUACACAUUUCACAUUUAUUACUGCUAUCAUCAAGGAUGAUUACAGGUUGCAAUCUCUUGUAGUGACUGUCAUUGAAUUAUGUGGAGAAUGAGCUUGAGUAUUACAGUACAUGAGGGAGAGGGGAGAUGCUGAAAGCACAUACAGGUCACUCCCCAGGACUAAUAUGGGUGCAGUUACAAGGCAACAUUGUACGUAAUUCUGUUGGGGGGUGAUGGAUGCGGCCUUAAUGGAAAAACAUAACAACACUUGUGUGUAGGAGUCAUUUGUGGAUGAGAAGUACAGCAAGUAGUGCUUUGUUAAUUCACAACACAGCAAACAGAAAACACAAAUGUGUGAAUGCUGACAUAAGCCUUUUGUUCGGUGGUAUAUAAAGCUAUCAACACUAACACAAAUCGUUUUUGCAGUGCGCAAGGAGCCGGUGUGUUUAGCUACUCACUGGCUCAGUUUCCAUUACAGUCUCCGUGCUGUAGUCAAGCCAAAUGAAGGCCUCUGAUAGUAUCCUCCGCUGAAAAAUAGACCUAAUAAUCCUGGAAAUACUUGUUUUUGUGUACUGUAUAUGCAUUUGCAAUGUGCAAGACAGAGCCGACUCAAGGUUGCUGCUUUUUUUUUUUUUUUUUUUUUUUUUUUUUGAUCUGUAUGCACAUUGUGAACUUAUGGGCGGUGAGUGUGGCUCUGCUGCACUGAGACAUGAAGGUAAGGCAGCAGACUAGCACUGGCCUUAGUUGUUUGCUCUUGCUCACCUUGGGCUGCUCGUGCAAAUGCAGUCGAUUCGUCAAAAAAAAAAAAAAAAAGAAAAGAAAAAAAAAAAAGAAAGAA